This is a messenger RNA of Saccostrea cuccullata (small rock oyster), 1215 nucleotides long. RefSeq names its product neuronal acetylcholine receptor subunit alpha-5-like. Gene Ontology annotation, cellular component: plasma membrane; neuron projection; synapse. Gene Ontology annotation, molecular function: transmitter-gated monoatomic ion channel activity involved in regulation of postsynaptic membrane potential; excitatory extracellular ligand-gated monoatomic ion channel activity; transmembrane signaling receptor activity. Lineage: Eukaryota; Metazoa; Mollusca; Bivalvia; Ostreida; Ostreidae. Bases 1 to 1215 code for a protein of 404 amino acids. Gene Ontology annotation, biological process: nervous system process; chemical synaptic transmission; signal transduction. The record is from RefSeq and is a predicted model, not a curated record. The transcript is spliced from 2 exons.
AUGAGGAUAUUGUUGCUUAAUAUUUGCUUUUUUAUUCAAUCUGUGACGUCACAAACAAACAAAAAUGUUUUGACUCUUAUAAGCGACCUUUUUGACAAUUACUCGCCCAAAGUCCGUCCCACGGUCAUCCAAGAUGACCCAAUUCAGCUGGAUGUCAGUUUUUAUUUGAGUAGUGUCAAUGAAGUCAGCGAGGUCAAUGAGAAACUGGUUACCACGGGAUUUUUAAUGUUGUCAUGGACAGAUGAGCUUUUACGGUGGACUCCCUCCGACUAUAACAACACCGACACCAUCUUCAUCCCACAGAAUGAAAUAUGGAAGCCUGAUCUUGUACUGAAGAACGGAUUUAAAAAGUUCGAGGAGCUGGGAGGAAGCUUUUACUACCUGUCAAUCAAUCAUGAAGGGUCAGUUGAUUGGUUACCAUUCAAUGUGUUUGAAAGUCGCUGUUCAAUGGACAUAACCAACUUCCCAUUCGACACACAGAAGUGUGAUAUUAAAUUUGUUACAUGGAGUCAUUUUGCAGAUCAGAUAGAAAUUACUAAAUCAACGAAAGGAAUCCAAUUUUACGAAUUUGAGGCCAAUGGAGUUUGGGAUAUAAUCGACACAUCAUCGGAUAUUAAGAAAGAAGAUAGCGAAUCUGAAGUCAAAUUCACCAUCAAAUUACGCCGAAAGUCCCAGUAUUUUAUUUUAAAUAUAAUUCUACCCAUCGUUUUCUUAGGUUUUUUGAAUAUGCUAGUUUUUGUGAUUCCAGUCGAUGCAGGAGAGAAAAUGUCAUUUUGUGUAACCGUAUUUUUGGCCUUUGCUGUUUUUCUUACCAUUAUUUCCACACUGUUGCCAACUUCCUCCGAUAAUACACCAAUUAUAGCGAUGUACCUGAUUGUCCAGUUGGUAUAUGGAGUGAUAGCCCUCGUUAUUACAGCUUUUCAGCUCCGCCUUCAUCAUAGAGAUGAAGAGGAGGAAAUUUCGAAAUACUGGGUCAUGCUCGUCCGACUUCAAAGAAAAAUGAGAUGUAAAAAAGCGAGGGUAACUGAAAUAGUGGUUUCGGAAUUAACAACGAAAGGGAGUCUUGAUAACAAACAACAAAACAAUUGCCGUGCACAAGAAAAAUAUGAGUGGAAGCAUGUAGCUUCUACAAUAGAUUUUUUUGCUUUCUGGUCAUUUUUUAUAUCCAACAUUGUGAUUACUGUAAGUAUGUUUCUGGCAUCAUCUUCGCAGUAA